Canariomyces notabilis is the source of this 2048-nucleotide messenger RNA. RefSeq names its product GMC oxidoreductase. The record is from RefSeq and is a predicted model, not a curated record. Gene Ontology annotation, molecular function: oxidoreductase activity, acting on CH-OH group of donors; flavin adenine dinucleotide binding. The coding region runs from base 48 to 2048 and encodes 666 amino acids. NCBI's taxonomy places the organism in Eukaryota, Fungi, Ascomycota, Sordariomycetes, Sordariales, Chaetomiaceae. The transcript is spliced from 15 exons.
CAACACUAUCAACUUCAGGAACUGGACAACACCGUCGUGGGAUCAAGAUGUCGCCCUUGCCCGAGGAAUUUGACAUCAUUGUGUGUGGUGGUGGGAGCUGCGGCUGUGUGGUGGCGGGGAGGCUCGCAAAUUUAGACCACAAUCUGAAGGUCCUGUUGAUUGAGGCGGGCGAGAAUAACCUCAACAACCCAUGGGUGUACCGCCCUGGCAUUUUCCCGAGAAAUAUGAAGCUCGACAGCCGCACUGCUACCUUUUACCAGUCCAGGCCAUCGUCAUGGCUCAGCGGUCGUGGCGCCAUUGUUCCGGCUGCCCACAUCCUCGGCGGCGGAUCCUCCAUCAACUUCAUGAUGUAUACGCGCGCGUCUGCGUCGGAUUAUGACGACUUCCAAGCCAAGGGGUGGACGACCAAGGAGCUUUUGCCCCUGAUGAAGAAGCACGAGACGUACCAGCGUGCUUCGCACAACCGGGACACCCACGGUUUUGAGGGACCAAUCAAAGUCUCCUUUGGCAACUACACGUAUCCGAUGAAGGAGGACUUCCUCCGGGCUGUCGAGUCCCAAGGCAUUCCCGUUGUUGAUGAUCUUCAAGAUCUUCACACGGGCCACGGCGGGGAGCACUGGCUGAAGUGGAUUAACCGCGAUACCGGUCGUCGCAGCGACAGCGCCCAUGCUUAUAUUCACUCGACCCGCGCUGUCCAUUCAAACUUGUACCUUGCCUGCAACACCAAGGUUGACAAGGUGAUCAUUGAGAAUGGAAGAGCUGUUGCCGUCCAGACCGUUCCGACUAAGCCAAUGGGAGAUAGCCCAGGCACCCGCAUUUUCCGUGCGAGAAAGCAAAUUGUGGUGUCGGGAGGCACGAUGUCUUCGCCCCUGAUCUUGCAGCGGUCUGGCAUUGGUGACCCCGACAAACUCCGCCGUGCCGGAGUCAAGCCCAUUGUCAACCUUCCAGGCGUCGGACUGAAUUUCCAGGACCAUUACUUGACCUUCUCUGUCUACAGGGUGAAGCCCGGCACCGAGACGUUCGACGACUUUGCCCGUGGUGACCCGGAGGUGCAGAAGCGUGUCUUUGAAGAAUGGAAUAUCAAGGGCACUGGACCCUUAGCCACCAAUGGCAUUGAAGCCGGCGUCAAGAUCCGCCCAACUGAAGCAGAACUGGGGGAGAUGGAAUCCUGGCCCACACCACACUUCAAAUCAGGCUGGGAGUCGUACUUCAAAAACAAGCCUGAUAAGCCAGUGAUGCACUAUUCAGUCAUUAGCGGAUUGUUUGGCGAUCAUAUGUUGGCGCCUCUGGGUAACUACAUGACCAUGUUUCAUUUUCUAGAAUACCCCUUCUCCCGUGGCUGGACGCACAUCUCCUCACCCGACCCUUACGCCGUGCCAGACUUUGACGCGGGCUUCAUGAACGACGAGCGGGACAUGGCGCCCAUGGUCUGGGGCUACAUCAAGUCGCGCGAGACGGCCCGCCGCAUGGACUGCUAUGCGGGCGAGCUCCAGGCAUUCCAUCCCGUGUUUGAUUAUGACUCCGAGGCGCGUGCCUAUGACCUGAAUCUGGAAGACACUAACAAGUACGCGCUGCCCGGCAACAUCACGGCCGGUAUCCAGCACGGCAGCUGGAGCGUGCCCGUUCCGGAGCCCGACGAGCCUGUCAAGCAGGGCAUCGUGACCAGCAACCGCAAGGCCAAGAGAAAGGAGCUCAAGUACAGCAAAAAAGACAUCGAGGCCGUCGAGGAAUGGGUGAAGCGCCAUGUGGAAACGACGUGGCAUUGCCUUGGUACAUGCUCUAUGGCACCUAGAGAGGGUAACAGCAUCGUCAAGCACGGUGUCGUGGAUGAGCGCUUGAACGUGCACGGCGUCAAAGGCCUCAAGGUGGCCGACCUCAGCAUCUGCCCGGACAAUGUGGGCUGCAAUACUUACAGCACGGCCUUAUUGAUUGGAGAAAAGGCCGCUGUGCUCAUCGCCGAGGAUCUCGGAUACUCCGGCGAAGCUCUCGACAUGAAGGUCCCGGAUUACCACGCGCCAGGCGAGAACCGGCUUGCUUCGAGACUGUAA